UUCACUACGUUAGUACAAAUGUCAUCUGUCACUAGAUGGUUUGUAAACAGUUUUCAUUAAUAUUUUCGAAAAGUCUUAUCAAUUCUAAAGCAACACGAUGAAUAUGGUACCGUUCUUUCCUUCGUUGCAACCUGCUGUAGCGAUUUUAUGUUGGCAAGAGGUUGACGUCCCUUGUAACGAGGAAGCCGAAGUAUUGGCGCUCGAAAGGGAGCAGCAUGCGUGGUUGGAGUCGAUCACAAACACUGCAUCCGACUUAAAUCCUUUGGGCAAAGCUCUGACGAUGACCGGACAAGAAACUGAUGAUGAAGAUGCUAACGAUGAUAGCGAUGAUUCGGACGAGGAAGAUGAAGAAGAGAUUGACCGAUUAAUCGCCAACACUGAUCGUGGCCGAAUGGACACCUCAUAUUCACCGUCCGACGGUCAAAACCCCAACACAACUGAAGGAAAUGACCAGAAUUAGAAGUAAAUAUAUUAAUUUGAUUCUGAAUCAAAUGCUUAAAUUGUUCGUGCAACUUCUCGUUGCCCUUUCUCAGCCAGUGUGAUUGAAUUUUCGAUAAGAAUUAUUAGAUGAAUUGGGAAAAUAAAGCCAUUGAUACUUGAAA
This is a messenger RNA of Hermetia illucens (black soldier fly), 602 nucleotides long. Its product is annotated as anaphase-promoting complex subunit 15. The record is from RefSeq and is a predicted model, not a curated record. Gene Ontology annotation, cellular component: anaphase-promoting complex. The transcript has 3 exons. NCBI's taxonomy places the organism in Eukaryota, Metazoa, Arthropoda, Insecta, Diptera, Stratiomyidae. Gene Ontology annotation, biological process: regulation of mitotic cell cycle spindle assembly checkpoint. Bases 98 to 460 code for a protein of 120 amino acids.